Ochotona princeps (American pika) is the source of this 1948-nucleotide messenger RNA. It is a transcript of the gene CSNK1D, whose product is annotated as casein kinase 1 delta. Gene Ontology annotation, molecular function: protein serine/threonine kinase activity; ATP binding. The transcript has 10 exons. Gene Ontology annotation, biological process: non-motile cilium assembly; positive regulation of proteasomal ubiquitin-dependent protein catabolic process; positive regulation of canonical Wnt signaling pathway. NCBI's taxonomy places the organism in Eukaryota, Metazoa, Chordata, Mammalia, Lagomorpha, Ochotonidae. The record is from RefSeq and is a predicted model, not a curated record. Bases 301 to 1530 code for a protein of 409 amino acids. Gene Ontology annotation, cellular component: nucleus; cytoplasm; spindle microtubule.
ACGUCACAGCGCAAUGGCGGCGGCUCCUUCAGGCGGCUGAAGGGGGACUUAGGCCCGGAAGAUCCGAGUCCAUCCGCGGCGGGGAGAGGGCGAGCGGGGCCGGCGGCGGCCGGAGCAGGGGCGGCGGCGCUCGGACUGUCCUCUCCGCCCCGUAUUGAGGCGCUGGGAGCGGCGGGCGGCCGGAAAGCGAUGGUGAAAGCGGGGCCGUGAGGGCGGAGCCGGAGCCGACCCGCAGCGGCGCCGCCUCCGGAGCGCAGACCCAGGAAGCGGCCGGGCGGGCACGGGCAGCGGGCGGCCGCCAUGGAGCUGAGGGUCGGGAACCGGUACCGGCUGGGCCGCAAGAUCGGCAGCGGCUCCUUCGGAGACAUCUAUCUCGGCACGGACAUCGCUGCAGGAGAGGAAGUGGCCAUCAAACUGGAGUGUGUCAAAACCAAGCACCCGCAGCUGCACAUUGAGAGCAAGAUCUACAAGAUGAUGCAGGGUGGAGUGGGCAUCCCCACAAUCAGGUGGUGCGGCGCUGAGGGUGACUACAACGUCAUGGUCAUGGAACUGCUGGGGCCCAGCCUGGAGGACCUCUUCAACUUCUGCUCCAGAAAGUUCAGCCUUAAGACCGUCCUGCUGCUGGCUGACCAGAUGAUCAGCCGCAUUGAGUACAUCCACUCCAAGAACUUCAUCCACCGAGAUGUGAAGCCUGACAACUUCCUCAUGGGGCUGGGCAAGAAGGGCAACCUGGUCUACAUCAUUGACUUUGGAUUGGCCAAGAAGUACCGGGACGCCCGGACCCACCAGCACAUCCCCUACCGCGAAAACAAGAACCUCACCGGCACCGCGCGGUACGCCUCCAUCAACACCCACCUUGGCAUCGAACAAUCUCGGAGGGAUGACUUGGAGUCCCUGGGCUACGUGCUCAUGUACUUCAACCUGGGCUCUCUGCCCUGGCAGGGGCUGAAGGCGGCCACCAAGAGACAGAAGUACGAGCGGAUCAGCGAGAAGAAGAUGUCCACGCCCAUCGAAGUGCUGUGCAAAGGCUACCCCUCGGAGUUUGCCACCUACCUGAACUUCUGCCGCUCCCUGCGCUUUGACGACAAGCCCGACUACUCGUACCUACGGCAGCUCUUCCGGAACCUCUUCCACCGCCAGGGCUUCUCCUACGACUACGUGUUCGACUGGAACAUGCUCAAGUUUGGUGCGAGCCGGGCUGCCGACGAUGCGGAGCGGGAACGCCGGGACCGAGAGGAACGUCUGAGACACUCGCGUAACCCAGCCACCCGCGGCCUGCCUUCCACGGCCUCUGGCCGCCUGCGGGGGACCCAGGAGGUGGCGCCUCCAACUCCCCUCACCCCUACCUCACACACGGCCAACACCUCUCCACGGCCUGUCUCCGGCAUGGAGCGAGAGCGGAAAGUGAGCAUGCGGCUGCACCGCGGCGCCCCGGUCAACAUCUCCUCCUCAGACCUCACGGGCCGGCAGGACACCUCGCGCAUGUCCACCUCACAGAAUAGCAUUCCUUUCGAACACCACGGCAAGUAGCUGCUCGGCUCCCAUCGGAAGGCAGCACUGGAUCCCCGGUCGGGUGGCAUCCAGUGGUCUGCAGUCUGUCGUGCACCGAUGAGAAGGCUCCUUGUUGCUGUGAAGGGCAGACUGUGCAUGGCUGAUGUCCUCUGUUACCAUGGCUGUACUCUGACACGCCCCCGGUCUCGACCGAGGCUGGCACCGGGAGCUCUCCAGGCCACUCACCCAGCCACGCUUGUGGGGGGCACAGAACAGACUAAAUGGACAGACUCCAAGGGCCACUCGCCUGGGCCGUGGCAGGCCUCAUGGACUGUUACCACAGGGGACCCUGGUGCCAUCAGACGUCUCUGAGCCGCCUGGCCCCCCACGGCAACCACCGGUCUUCUACUUGGUUAAGACAGUUUUGUAUCAUUUUGCUAAAAAUUAUUGGCUUCAA